CUUCGGGGUGGUGAAACUGCGGUGGAAUAUGUUGUUAUUAUCCGUUUAAUUUUUUCGAAAGUGAGUCACCUGAACCAGUGUCCCUUUUGCUGUCCCUCCACGAAACCAUACACCGUCUACCACUUCUAGUAAGACUAUGCUUAGUUGGUUAGAUCGCCAAGGGCCAAGCCAGGCCACCCCGACCCUCGGCAACAUUGACCUGAGAAUCCGUGCCCUUACCACGAUCCUGUCAAGGCUCGAUCCUCAAGCUAGCUCUCCUACCAAAGGUCCCUCGUCAAUCGAGUUUAAAGUUGCGAUGCAUAUUGCCACGCUCCUCACUCGUGGUACGGAUAAGAGAGGCAUGAUGGGGCCGAACAUUCGACCCUUCGCAGUCACCACGCGAACGAUGGUGGAUUCCGUGAAUAUCCUUGCGAUGAUUGAUAGAGACGACGGCGAAUAUCCAGACACCCCUGAGAGUGGGCUCUCAAACGAUUUUGUUACCACCCAGAAUCCCAAAUCAGAUGGCCUUAAUUAUGAACUUGGUGUCGCUGAGAUUGAAUCUAAAGAUCUAGACGACGUCCAACGCGACGAACUCUUGAGCAGCGACCGCCCUCCAGAGGAUAUCACUCUGAGUCAGCAUGCAGCAGACGUAAUGUCUUUAUUUAACAAUAUCCGUGCCGUACGGCGAGGUGGAACCGAACACGCCCGUGUCGUUCGACGUAUCACUACAUUCAUCGUUCGGCGAUGCGCAUCGAUCAUCUCCCAUCGACUCCGAUCCGACAAGUUCAUCUUUCAAGAUACGACGUUAGAUAAGAUUCUCCAAGGAUGGAAGCCCAGCGACAGGGACCAUUUUGUGAAGUCCGAGUGUGAAAUACCAAAACGCCUUGUUAUCCUAUUCCAGAAGAGGGGCAUCCAAUGCCGAUGGUCCCGCGGGAAAUAUUUCGCAUCCUGGACGAAGGACAUAGCUCCACUUUGGAUGAAAACAUUUACAUCGUAUCUAUCAUGGUGCAAGGAAUGUUUCAAGCUAGACGGCAAUAAAGUGGCAGGCAACACCACCAAGGGCGCGAUUGCUUUAAAAUUGCUCCAAUUAUUGAUCAAAUCAGAGGGAUUCAAAUAUCUGCUUGAACUGGAUUCUGUCAACGCUAUCCUGGACCGAGAAAUAUUCAAACGUCAGCGAGCUCGCUCCAAUACCGAAAACCCAGAAGGCUCCGCUGAUCCCCAAAGCCAGACUUUCGAUGACACACAUACCGACAAUUUAGAGCUCACUGCUGAGACAGAUGAGGAUUCGGUCGCUCUUACCAUGCGAUACCUUGGUAAUGUCGUUGCGUGGAUCACUGCGACAGAUUUUUUAUUUUCCAGUUCACGUAUACGACGUACCCCGAGGCCUCGUCUCCAUCUCGUGAUCACUGCUCCUCCUGCCGAGCCAAAAGCAAUGGCAAAUGCACUACCAAUCUUCGCAGAUAUAUUGCAAAAAUCUCUUCAAGACCGGGAGGAUCAGUCAAAAGGCCACAACUCCAUUGUGCAUUCAUGGUUCUGGGAAUUUGCUCGGAAGCUUCCAAAGUCCGGGGAGUUUCAUGGCAUGGUCCACUGUGAAGCAUCUCUGAUGGGUGCCAUUGCACAGUACAAUGGCCAAGAUGGCAACAUGCAGAAUACCCGACUUCCAGACAUAUUUCAUGGCACUUCCAAUAAGCCAAGGACAAUUGGAGUUGCUAAAAAAUGUUGUUGGUGCUGCAACAUGCUUGCAACCCUCCUGAACUCAACAGAUAUUCAGUUCAGCCUCCCAGGCUCACAUGGUCAAAUAUCCCCAUGGGCCCUUCCGAGUAUUGGGAUAUCUUCUGAAGUUGCUUGCUCCCUUGAGGAUAAGCUUCAAAAACAACUGUCACUGGCAAUUUGGAAGAUGGUGGACAAACUAAAAUGUGUACCUGACAGCCAGACAAGCAGCCCUGUAGUAUCAGACAAUAGUGAUAAGGUUGAUGAUGAUUGGGAGGAAACAGUCAAGAAACUGGACUGUGAGGUAAGGAAUGGACAGUGAAUGGAUGAUGUGCACUUGUGUGCAUUUCCUUUAUUCAUUAUUCUUUGUUAUACAAGUUGACAGCCUUUGGCUUGAGAACAAUACAAUUCAUUGAUUUCAAAAUACAUUCCUUUUCACCUCCAGACCGCAUUUUUGCACAAUCACUUGAUGACUUUUAAUUCCCUUCACACUUCACAUCAUCCCCUUUCCUGCAGUCACUUGGG
Molecule: messenger RNA, 2214 nt
Organism: Cantharellus anzutake
Lineage: Eukaryota; Fungi; Basidiomycota; Agaricomycetes; Cantharellales; Hydnaceae
Exons: 4
Coding region: 137-2011 (624 amino acids)
Source: RefSeq, a predicted model, not a curated record